Messenger RNA from Talaromyces atroroseus, 879 nucleotides. RefSeq lists its product as hypothetical. Lineage: Eukaryota; Fungi; Ascomycota; Eurotiomycetes; Eurotiales; Trichocomaceae. The record is from RefSeq and is a predicted model, not a curated record. The transcript is spliced from 2 exons. Bases 1 to 879 code for a protein of 292 amino acids.
AUGGCAAUCGACUCUGCAAGUCCAGCGACGCCGAGCUCAAGCUCCAAGUCAGGGGAAUUCGCGAACGGUAUGACCAAGGCCCCACGAAAUGUUGCCUGGUACCAGCCUACUUUGCCCAAAGGGCUACCUGAGCUCCCUCAUAGGAUAUUCAAGGACUAUUCAAACAUUCCUGAUAGCGAGAUUGUCGAUCAUAUUUACCGAGUAAGAGAUAAAGCCUGGGAGAUUCUCCCAUAUCCAUGCAUUGGCGUCUUCAGAUUUCUGGACUUCCCAGCCACUCUCAACCCAAUUUAUCCAGAAGUACUUGAGCGUGUUCGAAAUGGAGAAACUUUCCUCGAUCUAGGAUGCUGCUUUGGACAAGAUAUCCGCAAGCUUGCCUUCGAUGGAGCACCCUCUGAGAGCCUUAUCGGAGUCGACACUGAAGCCACCUUUCUCGAGCUUGGAUACGAGCUCUUCCGCGACCGUGACACGUUGAAGUCUCGUUUCUAUACCCAGGAUGUUUUUGCCGAAGAUUUCCUGGCUGAGUGGCACGGCAAAAUUGAUAUCAUCUUUCUUGGAUCAUUCUUGCAUCUUUUCAGCUUCGAGAAACAGAAACAUGUGGUCUCUCAGCUUGAGAAGCUUUUAAGGAAGCACAAGGGUGCGAUUGUUUUCGGUCGUCAUAUGGGCGCAGAAAAUGGGGGUAACUUGCGCAAGAAUGCCCUUGGCUGGGAUCUGUAUCACCACAGCCCGGAAACUAUUCACCAGCUCUUUGACGAGGACCUAGAAGGGAAAUGGGAAGUUGAGUCUGAGCUCGUAACAUAUGGGUCCGAAGGUUGGGACAAGGGUCGUAAUUGGCAAGGAAAUGAUGUUAAGCAACAGAAUUUCUGGGCGAAGAAGCUGUAA